AUGGCGGCUACUCAACCUGUCGAGGAAUUUCCCUAUUCUCUGUACGAUCCCUUCCCCCUUCCAGCUCAGAAGAUCGCACAGCAGCACGCGCGCUGCGUCACAGCAAGGCAUACCGUUCUAAUACGAUCAAGUACCCUAUCCAUUCCUCUACCGACCCACCGUCUCGCCUCGUCCGCCCUCCAGACCCUCGAAGUCGACGCCGAGCUCUCCCCAUUGGUGCGGCGCACUUUCGCCCUCACUUCCCCCGCACCGGACACCGAUGCCGAGCCGCAAGGAAAAAAGCAAAAACAAGACCCUGAAGAAUCCAAGACCGUCUUGCAGACCACAUACCGCGCUACUACCAACCGUAUGCUUCGUGUUGCGGUCAACGGCUUCAUGGAGAAUCUCGGGGUUGUCCUUGGUGUGAUGACCGAGCUUGAUGUCGAUGUUCUGAAGGCUGAUAUGGAAGGUUGA
Penicillium argentinense is the source of this 453-nucleotide messenger RNA. Its product is annotated as CTAG/PCC1 family protein. The record is from RefSeq and is a predicted model, not a curated record. Gene Ontology annotation, cellular component: EKC/KEOPS complex. The coding region runs from base 1 to 453 and encodes 150 amino acids. NCBI's taxonomy places the organism in Eukaryota, Fungi, Ascomycota, Eurotiomycetes, Eurotiales, Aspergillaceae. The transcript has a single exon.